AUGGUCGAGGGCGUCGAUAUCCAAAGCUUCCUGCAGAACGGGUACUGGCAGAAUUCUAGGGUGAAGACCCCGGAUUCCAGGUUCUCCCCAUCAUAUUCGCACAACAACGAUAUCUCGGUGCCGAGAUCCUCGCAUUCUACUACUUACCCGCCCGAGCUCCGGCGGCAUGGCUUCAGACCACCGGCUCCCACUGUCGAGGACGAGGCCGAGUCGCUUGCGAAAGAGCACGGAUCCGUAGUCUCCUGCCCUCCCGAGGAGGAGCCCAAGCAUCCUGGGGACGUCGAUCAAUACCCUAUCCUUGAGCUCCUACACGAACACAACCCGGAGCGCCGCUUUGUACUUGUUCCGAACUCGCCUGUCUCGCCUGUGUCACCGUCAGACCAGUCGCAGGACGAAGUGAGCAAGCCGGCCAAGCCCACACAGGAGAGCAAGGAGUUACGACCCGAGAACAAGGAUACUUAUGAAGCAAACACGGGCCGGAAAUAUGUCCUGCUCAGCCCAGACGACGAUGAGUUGGGACGCAAACGCGACCGUGAGGACCGCGAGAAGCGCCCAAAUCGUGAGAGGCGGAAGAGCAAGUUAGAAGACCUGCCCGCUAUUGUUACAGAUCUUGGCCAUAAUAACCGCGACGAGCCCAAGCGAGGCGACGUCCGGCGAGCCAAAUCUGCGACUGGUGCGGAACCCGGUUCUGAGGACUACUUCUCCCCCCGCCGUAGCUCUCAGCGGCUUCGCGAGGAGUCCAUGUUGUCUCCAGAUGUGAUCAAGCACUCCACCAAGGGGCGUGACCGGGCUUAUUACGACUAUAGCGGAUCUUCAACUCCCAACCAAGGUCGCGCCAGGGCGAAUCAAGCGGAAGAUAAACGCCAGCCUAAGAAAGCCGAUGGAAAGGAAAGCAGGGCAUAUUCCUCGAGUCCUGUUGACCCGAAGAAGAGCUCCAACUUUGAUCCCCCUCGAAAUGUUCGGAGGACAUCUAAAGAAGGUCCCCCAGGCCGAGAGAAGGAUUACUAUGACAAAGGCCGCGAAUCGUCAUCCAAGCUUAGCAGGAAGAAUUCUACAUCAAACUCUCGCUCAGACCGCGAGUCCUUACGGCCGCGAUCAGCCAGCUUCAGGGGUAAACGAGAUUCACCACCGUACGAAGAUUCUCGUUAUUCCAGCGAUGAAGACACCGAUCGCCGAGGUGUGUCACGUCGUCGUGGCAAAUCCUCUGUUCGCGAGGAACGAAAAGGUUACCUCUCAACACCUGUUGAGACGAAGCCUCUAGACCGCAGAUCGAAACCAUCGACGCCGCUCGCUUCACCUCGAGCAUCGCAAGGGGACUUUCGUACUGAUCUGCCUCCGAAGGACCUGUCGCGGAGUCCCCGUAGUGCGACCUUCCCAACGUCAAUGGAUUUGCCCAAGACCGAGCCAAGACAGCCUGCUGCAGCGGAAGAUUCACCCACACGGCCGCUGUCCCGUGCGUCCACUGCGAGAUCUACACUGAAUUCAGCAGCUUCCUUGGCUUUACCCGUGAUUACAGCGACGGCUGCUUCAGCUGCGCAGGACACGGGCACUCCUGUCGAUAGGCGACCAGCUGGUGUACCCCCUCCCCCAAAGGGUGCCAGAGCCAUGCCUGAGCCGCGUGGAGAUUCCCGUUCUUCGGUACCGACCCCCGUGUCGAGUCCUCCCAAGCAAUCAUGGCAGCCUCCCAAAUUUGAUCCCUCCAAGGAUAGCACUCAACUAGAGCAGCCAGUUACGUCGUACAGGCGGUAUUCAGAAAGCCGUAAUAUCGGGGAUGCAUCUGAGCUCGCCGAUUGCCCCAGAAUGAAGCCAGAAGCUGGCCACGUCGAUUGGCUGACAUUAUUCAAGACCAACUUUAGCAUCUGCCCGACAUGCUAUCAAUCAGCCUUUGGAAACUCACAAUUCAGGAACGACUUCGUACCGGCGCCCCUGAGGCCACUUGACAGGCCUUUCAAGUGCGACUUUGGUACUUCACUCUGGUGUCAUAUCGCAUGGCUCCUGACACAGAAAUACAACAAGCCGGACCUACGUUUAUUUCAUGGCCUUGUCAACGUGACAGCGUCCCACCAACCAUGCAGCGGGCUUCAGCCUGCAUACCGGAUCUGGUAUACGAUCAAGGAUCCGGUUACGCAGCGCCCUGUCCGCAACUUUAAUAUCUGUCAUCACUGCGCUAAAAGCAUCGAAGUCCUGCUGCCCAACCUUUCUGGUGCAUUUGUCCCCAUGGAUUCGCCAGCGGAACCUACGAAGGGCACGUGUAGUAUGCAUCAACACGGGUUCGGAGGCGUGCGGAGAAGAUUCGUCCUGUUCUUCGACCAGCUGGAGGCCACAUCCGAUGUGGCGCUGGCAACCAGCUGUGCUCCAGAUAUACGCCUACUGGCAGACCGAGUGCGUGAGAUUGCAAUAACAGAUGAAUGCUACGGCAGCCAACCUGUCGCAAACCGUAGAUGGCAUACAAUGCGGUCCGUGCCCGACUUCACCGUGUGCGAAGAGUGCUUCAACGAGGUAAUCUGGCCAGAGAUCGAACGCGAUUCAUCGGGAAUCCAAGCAGAUUUCUACAAGAAUCCUCAGAAGAUACCGGUAGCUGCCUGCCAGCUCUAUUCCGACCGUAUGCGAAGCGUUUUCCACAAAGCAGUGGAGAACGACGAUUUGGAUCUCUUCAGGUCCAGAAUUAGAAGGCGGCAGCAAAAGGAGCGGGAGUUUCAUUCGAAGGUUCGGGGCCUGGAUGUCAACGCUCUAGGCAAAGAAUGGGUUGAGGAAGAGAUAGAGCGACUUAAGAAGGAGUGGAGUAGAUAUGAAUAG
This is a messenger RNA of Neoarthrinium moseri, 2796 nucleotides long. RefSeq lists its product as uncharacterized. NCBI's taxonomy places the organism in Eukaryota, Fungi, Ascomycota, Sordariomycetes, Amphisphaeriales, Apiosporaceae. The transcript has 2 exons. The coding region runs from base 1 to 2796 and encodes 931 amino acids. The record is from RefSeq and is a predicted model, not a curated record.